AUGUUUGGCAGCACGUCCCCUUUUGGGGCAGCAGCAACAGGGCAGAGUCUCUUUGGAUCGCAGCAGCCGCAGCAGCAGCAGCAGCAGCCUGCUGCUGUAGGGAGUCUCUUUGGUGCUGCAGCACAAACACAACCCGCAGGAACUUCUCUAGGCACAGGUCUGUUUGGACAGCAGCAGCAGCCUAGCGGUGGGGGCCUCUUUGGUAGUUCUGUGGGUACAGGAGGGGGCCUCUUUGGGGGUCAGCAGCAGCAGCAGCAGCCGCAGCAGCAGCAGACAACAGGAUUCUUUGGUGGUGGUGCUGCUAACACGGGUGCAGCAGCAGCAACAGGAGGAAGUUUAUUUGGUGGUGGUAGUGUCUUUGGUCAGCAGCAGCAGCAGCCACAGCAGCAGCAAGGUGUAUUAUUUGGUAGUACACCUGCAGCAGCAGCAGCAACAGGGUUUGGACAGCAGCAGCAGCCAGCAGCAGCAGGAGGCCUAUUUGGCAGCAGCAGCAACAAAUUUGGUCAACCGCAGCAGCAGCAGACCACUGGUGUAUUUGGCAGCACAGCAGCAGCAGCACCAGCAGCAGCAGGAUCUCUAUUUGGUGGUGCAGCAACAGCCUUUGGGCAGCAGCAGCCGCAGCAGCAGCAGCAGACCACUGGUCUAUUCGGCAGCAGCAGCACAACAGGAUCUACAGGACUAUUUGGACAGCCGCAGCAGCAGCAGCAGACCACUAAUCUAUUCGGCAGCAGCAGCAGCAGCAACACAGCAGCAACAGGGGGACUCUUUGGUGUCUCCAAUAGUACUAAUGCACUUGGUCAAUCGUCUACAUCUCCGUUUGGUGUAUCCUCGUUAUCUGCUGCUGCUACACCUCAGCAGCAGCAGCAGCAGCAGCAAAUUAUGCUGCUGCUGCAGCAACCCUUCCGUCCUUAUAAUACAGAGGAUGGCAAUGUUAUGUCAAUAUGCCAUGGGGAGUUGGCGAAGAUAUCCCUAGAGGAAAUAAGAUGGACUUAUUACCAGCAGCAGCAGCAGCAGCAGCAGCAGCAGCAAGGGGGACUUGCUGCUGCUGCUGCUCCUGCUGCUGGCGCUGCUCCUGGUACCACUGGGGCCACAGGGGGACUCUUUGGGGCCCCUGCAGCAGCAACUACGGGUAUUGGAGGAGGGGGCCUAUUUGGCAGCAGCAGCAACAGUCUGCUGCAGCAGCAGCAGCAACCAGCAGCAGCAGCAAAUACAACAGGAGGAUUGUUUGGUGCAGCAGCAGGAACUACAGGCUUUGGUACAGGAGGGGGAAUAUUUGGUGCUGCAGCGCAGCAGCAGCAGCAACCGCAGCAGCAGCAGCAAGGGGGAUUAUUUGGCAGCAAUACAACAGCAGCAACACCAGCAGCAGGAGGGGGACUCUUUGGCAGCAGCAGCAGCAGCAGCACAGGAUUAGGUGCUGCUAAUACAGGUCUGGGGCUAUUUGGUAGACCAGCAGCAGCACCAGCAGCAACAGCAGCAACAGGAACCUUUGGUGCAGCAGGCAGCAGCGGCGGUCUAUUUGGUGCUGCAGCACAAAACCCUAGCAGCAGCAGCGGGGGUUUAUUAGGCAGCAGCAGCACAACAACAGGUGGCCUAUUUGGGCAGCAGCAGCAGCAGCAGCAGCAGCCUAGUGGGGGCCUCUUUGGUGGGUUUGGUGCUGCAGCAGGAGGGACAACCAAUACAGGACUAGGGGGUACAGGAGGGGGCCUCUUUGGCAGCAGCAGCAACACGCAGCAGCAGCAGCAGCAGCAGCAGCAAGGAGGAGGCCUAUUAAGUGGUGGCUUAUUUGGUGCUAAGCCUGCAGGUGCUGCUGCUGCUACUGGUGGUGGUCUGUUUGGCAGCAGCAGCAGCAACAACAGCAGCAACAGCAGCAGCACCGGUGGGGGCCUCUUUGGGUCCCUUAAGCCAGCAACAGCAACAGCAGCAGGAGGAUUAGGGUCUACAGCAGCAGCAGGAGGAGGGGGCCUAUUUGGUGCUGCUGCUGCACCUCUAGGCAGCAGCAACAACACUGCAGCAGGAGGGGGCCUCUUUGGGGGCCUCGGCAGCAAACCAGCAACAACAGCAACAGGAGGGGGCCUCUUUGGUGGUCUUGGGUCUACUACUAGCAGCAGCGGGGGCCUCUUUGGCAGCAGCAGCAGCAGCAGCAACCCGCAGCAGCAGCAGCAGCAAUCUGGUGGCUUAUUUGGAUUAGGUGGCUUAGGGGGUGCUACACAGACACCGCAGCAGCAGCAACAGCAGCAGCAGCAACAGUUGCUGCUGUCCUCAGGGGCCCCUGCUGGCAGUAGCAUACUAGGGUUAGGGGGUGUACUGGGGGCCCCCCAGAUAACGGUACAGAUUAUGUUAUCUGCUGCAGCAGGGGGGGGCCCCAUGCUGCAGCAGCAACCAGUUAGCAGCAUUGGAGACACUUGCUCCUUUAGGGGCCCCCCUCUGCCUCUUCCUCAAUUAACAAGGAGACACAGACGGUAUAGUGCUGCUGCUGCAGCAGCAGGAGGGCUGCAGCAGCUGCCGCUUACUGCAGCAGCAGCAGCAGGACUGAGUGCCUCUUUCUCUUUGCCGCAGCAGUUUCUGGUGCCGCAGCAGCAGCUGCUGCAGCUGCUUAAUGUAUCUUCUGCUGACAGCAGCAGCAGCAGCAGACGCAAUGGCUGGCUUGCUCAGACAAUCCACAGAUCUCUGUCUGCAGCACAACAACAGCAGCAGCAGCAACAACAGCAGCAGCAGCAGCAACUGCUGCCUCUAUCUACUAGGGACUAUGAGCUGCUGCAGCGGUUGCAGGAAUCAGGAGGAGGCCCCCCCCCUAAUCGUCCUCGUAUAGAGGAUGAGGAUGCACUGCAGCAGCAGCAGCAGCAGGAGACACGAGACGAUGGCUCCCAGCAGCAGCAGCAACAGCAGCAGCAGCAUCAGCAGCAGCAUGAGGAUACAAAGGAUAAUAAUGAUGGUGUUUCUGGUAGUAGCGGCGAGAUAAUUGGUCGUGUUGCUGCAGCAGCAGCAGCUGCAGCAGCAGCAGCAGCAACAGAAGCAGUAGUAUCUCUCCGAGGUUCCCAGAACGACCUAACAGCAGCACCAAACAGCAACAGCAGCAGCAGCAGCAGCAGCAGCAGCAACAGGAGCAGCAUGAUGAAUGUAGGCCCUAUACCCCCCCCCUUAUCACCAGUCUCUAGAAUGAAAAAGGAGACCAUCACCGACCCCACCAGCAGCACCACGACCAUCAUUAGCAGCAGCAGCAGCAGCAGCAUCAGCAGCAGCAGCAGCAAUAAUAAUAUUAACAAGAAACUAAUUGAAUAUAGGGAAAAAGUACGUAAAUAUACAGAAAAGAUUGGAUGUAAGUUUAUAUCUUUUGAUCUUUUUAAUUUCAAUUGGACAUUUGAGGUCCAACAUUUCUCUGUAUAUACUUUUCUUAAUCAAGAAGAAGAAGAAGAAGAAGAGGAAGAAAAAGAACAAGAAGAACAAAGGAGACGAGCUGCUGCUGCUGCUCCUGAUUCUCCUGAUUCUCCUGAUUCUCCUGAUUCUCCUGAUGGUCCUGGUGGUGGUUGUACUAUUGGUUCUGUAGAUGUUGUUGUUGGGGUAGGAGGAGAUGGAGGGAGAGCAGCAGCAGCAGCAACAGCAGCAACAGCAGCAGCAGCAGGAGGAGGAGGAAGAGGAAGAGGGGAUACAACAGAUGAUGCAGAAGCAGAUAAUGUUGCUGCAUUUGCUGCUGCUGCUCCUGUUGGCUCAUUACCUCCUAAGGAAUUAUCUAUGCAUAUACAGAGGGCUCGUAUCCUUCGUUCUGCCCCACAGGCACUUCUUGCUGCUGUUGCACAUCAGCAGCAGCAGCAGCAGCAGCAGCAGCAGCAACAACAGCAGGGGUUACAGUUUAUUCGUGCUGCAGCAGAUGGUGAUGUACACAAGAAACAGCAGCAGCAACUGCAGCAGAGAGAAACAAACAAAGCAGCAACAGAGAUACAGCAAAUUAAUACAAUUGAUGGUGCAGCAAAACAAGACUACCCUUCUGCUGCUCCUGCUGCUCCUGCUGCAGGAGGUGCAUUUGCUGCUGCUGCUACUCCUUGGCUACGAAGGCCUCCCUUCCCUGUUCGUUGUGCUCCUGCCUUUGGUCCUAAUGGUCUCCUUGCUCUCCCUGUAUUUAGACCCCCACAAGAAUCUGCUGCAGCAGCAACAGCAGCAACAGCAGCAGCAGCAGCAGGAGACAGCUGUGGGGCCUAUGAGCUGUCUGUGCUGCAGCUGUCUCCUUUGCUGCAGCCGUCAACAAACCCUCGAGGGUUUGUAUGGCCGCAACCUUUUGCUAAGGAAGCAGCAGAUGCCAUUUCUGCUGCUGCUGCUGCAGCAGCAGCAGCAGCAAACCAAUGCAGCAACAACAGCAACAGCAGCAGCAGCAGCACGGGAGCACCUUGGACAGCUGGGGAGGUACCAAGACCUGAGGCGUUGCAUGCAGAAACAGAAUUAGCAGCAGAAGAAGCUGUAGAGACAGCAGCAAGAGACUAUGUUGCUGCUAGCAGCAACAGCAGCAACAGCAGCAACAGCAGCAGCAGCAACAGCAGCAACAAGAUUCUUGAGGAGGAAGGGGUACAAUCUGUCUCCGAUCUAAAGGAAGGUUUGCUGCUGCAUCUAUUUAAGUCUGGGGUGUCUGUACACCGCGGUCUUGCUGCUGAUGCUGCUGCUGCUGCAGUAGGCAUUAUUGUUGAUUUGCUGCAGGAGACAGAGGAGACAGUGUCUCCUCAGCUGCUAGAUCUAAUGCAGCAAGACGAGCAGCAAGAGGAACAGCAGCAGCAGCAGCAAACGUCUGGAAGCGUUAAGGACCGGUUGCUGCUGCGGCUGUUGGAUUUCUUUAAGCAGCAAAAUGAUUACUACUCGGGCAGCGGCGGUGCUGCUGUGUUCCCCCCUAUGUCUCCAUGGGUUCCUCCUGCUGCUGCUGCUGCUGCUGCUGCUGCUGCUGGUGAUGCAGCAGCAGCAGAAGAAGAAGCAGCAGCAGCAGCAGGAGAUGGAGGAGACAGCAGGAGAUACUCACAAGUAUCUUAUCUGUCUCCUUAUAUGCUGCAGACAUGGCGGCUGCUGGUGGCGCUGCUGCUAGAGCCAAGUCCUAAGCAGCAGCAGCAGCUGCAGCUGCUGCAUGCAGGCAGCAGCAGCAAAGAUUUUAGUGCAUCUUUUGCUGCUGCUGUAGAGAGACAGAGGCAGCAGCACGUGCUGCAGUGGUUAAUAGAGGAGGGGCGUCCUUUGCUGCUGAGUUUCUUACGACGAGCACAAUUAGCUACACAGCUGCAGCAGCAGCAGCAGCAACUGCAGCAGCAGCUGCUGCUGCGCAAUAGGGACCUCUUCUUAUCCUGCAGCAGCAGGGCCUUAUUGGAGGCAAUUGCUGCUGCUGGCGAAUUGCGCAGAUUUGCUGCUCUGCUGCACCUCCUUGCUAAUGGACACGAAGGGGCCUAUUAUCCGCAUAUGGCCUUAGCUGUUGCUGCACACAUGCAGCAACCAUUAGGCAGCCAGGCAUCAGCACUGCCGCAGCCUCCUCGUGAAGUUCGUCGGGUGUAUAGACUGCUAGGAGGUGCUCCCCCUCCUGCUGCUGCUGCUGCUGCUGCUGCUGGUGUCCGUAAGCUGCGCUGCACCGAAGGAGAGACACAAGAUGCAUCCAAUAGAAAAGCAGCAGCAGCAACAGCAGCAACAGCAGCAGACGCAGCAGCAGCAGCACCAAAACAAACAAAAAAAGCAGCAGCAACAACAGCAACAGCAGGAGGAGAAGAAGAAGGAGAUGGAUCAUCAUGUACAGCAACAGCAGCAGCAGCAGCAGCAGAAUUAUGGGCAGCAGAUGCCCCUUUCUUAGAUUGGCGUAGCGAGCUUGCUGCUGCGCUGCUGUAUGAGAAGGAGACAGGUUUGCUGCUGCUGUCUCCUUUAUUAAUAAAAGAAGAAUUAAGAUCUCCUCCUCAGGCUUAUGAUGCACCUAGGGACCUAAAAAGGCAGCAGCGAGAGACACAGUACAUGCAGCAGGAACUUAAGAAGCAGCAGCAGCAGCAGCAGCAGAAACUGCAGCAGCAGCAGCAGCAGCAUUGCCAGCAGCUGCUGAGUGAGGAACAGUAUGAUAUGCAAUUUGCUCUGUUAAGUCCCCAUCGUUAUUCUCCUUUCCCUCUUGAUGUCUUCUUAUCAUGGAUUAUUGGAUCUAUACAAUGCAUGCAUUAUGCAGCAGCAGCAGCAGCAGCAGCAGCAGCAGGAACAGCAACAGCAACAGCAGCACAUAUACAACAGCAGCAGCAGUUGCUGCUGCAGCAACAUCAGCAAGAAUUAGAUUGGUUACCUGAUAAGGAAUGGGUUGCUGCUGCACUGCCACGCAGCAAGCAGCAAAAUAUAACUUUGCUGCUGCAGCAGCAGCAGCAGCUAACAGCAGCAUUUGCUGAGCAGCUAGAGGCAGCUUUUAUUUAUUUAGAUGCAUAUAGGCAUGCUGCUGCUGCUCCUCAAGGAUUCCUUGCUUCUGCUGCAGGGAAGAAAGCACUUGCUGCGCUGCAGCAGCACUUCCCUGUGCAGCAGGAGCAGCAGCAGCUGCUGCAGUCUGCUGCUGCUGCACUACUUAAGGCCCUUCCUUCAUUCCUUCAUCGUUUGCUGCUCGUGCUGCAGCAGAGACAGCAGCAAAUCUUGCUGCAUGGUUGUACAUACAGCAGCAGCAGCAGCAGCAGCUCUUCCCGCCAAUCAAUCCGCAGGCCGGUGCAGCAGCAGCAGCAGCAGGAAUGGGGAGCAGCAGCAGCAGGUGUCUGCAGCAGCUCCUUAUCCCCUGAGGAACAGAUGCAGCUAGUACUAGGGGCAAUAGAUCUUUGCUGCUCGCAGCAGCUGCUGCUGCAGCAGCAGCAGAAGCUGCGCUGCUGCAGCGCAUGCAUUAGAUGGAUGCUAGAUGCUUAUCAUUUACCGUCACCCAAUGAGGAGAAACACACCGUAGAGAAGGGAUUGCAGCAGCAGCAGGAGCAGCAGCAGCAGCAGCUGCUGCUGCAGCAGCUAGCAGCACUGCUGCAGCAACCAUCUAGCAGCACAGAGGCAGAGAGGAGAUGUUGGGCAUCUAUACAAACUGCCCUUGUAGAGGCUCGUGAGCAGCAGUGCUGCUGA
Eimeria maxima is the source of this 7068-nucleotide messenger RNA. Its product is annotated as nucleoporin, putative. The transcript has 11 exons. NCBI's taxonomy places the organism in Eukaryota, Apicomplexa, Conoidasida, Eucoccidiorida, Eimeriidae. The record is from RefSeq and is a predicted model, not a curated record. The coding region runs from base 1 to 7068 and encodes 2355 amino acids.